This is a messenger RNA of Equus quagga, 1143 nucleotides long. It is a transcript of the gene SRR, whose product is annotated as serine racemase. The coding region runs from base 31 to 1143 and encodes 370 amino acids. Gene Ontology annotation, biological process: L-serine metabolic process; D-serine biosynthetic process; pyruvate biosynthetic process. The record is from RefSeq and is a predicted model, not a curated record. The transcript has 7 exons. NCBI's taxonomy places the organism in Eukaryota, Metazoa, Chordata, Mammalia, Perissodactyla, Equidae. Gene Ontology annotation, cellular component: cytoplasm. Gene Ontology annotation, molecular function: ATP binding; magnesium ion binding; threonine racemase activity.
UUAUGGUUCACUCUUGGUGUUAUACAUUCUAUGGGUUUGUGUCAUGCAUUUUCAGUCUUUUUCGUUAAACACAUUGUCUCAGGCUUUGCCUUGACCCCCUUCUUAUUCCUGGGUUUCAGAACCAUGUGUGCUCAAUACUGCAUCUCCUUUGCUGAUGUUGAAAAAGCUCAUAUCAACAUUCGAGAUUUUAUCCACCUCACACCAAUGCUAACAAGCUCCAUUUUGAAUCAACUAACAGGGCGCAAUCUUUUCUUCAAAUGUGAACAAUUCCAGAAGACUGGAUCUUUUAAGAUUCGUGGUGCCCUUAAUGCAAUCAGAAACUUGAUUCCUGCCACUUCAGAAGAGAAGCCCAAAGCUGUUGUUACUCACAGCAGUGGAAACCACGGCCAGGCUCUUGCCUAUGCUGCCAAAUUGGAAGGGAUUCCUGCCUAUAUCGUGGUGCCCCAAACAGCUCCCAACUGUAAAAAAUUGGCAAUACAAGCCUACGGAGCAUCUAUAGUAUACAGUGAACAGAGUGAUGAGUCCAGAGAAAAUGUUACAAAAAGAAUUAUGGAAGAAACAGAAGGCAUCAUGGUUCAUGCCAGCCAGGAGCCUGCAGUGAUAGCUGGGCAAGGGACAGUUGCCAUGGAAGUGCUGGAUCAGGUUCCCUUAGUAGAUGCACUGGUGGUACCUGUAGGAGGAGGAGGAAUGGUUGCUGGAAUAGCAAUUACAGUCAAGGCUCUGAGACCUAGUGUAAAGGUAUAUGCUGCUGAACCCUUGAAUGCAGAUGACUGCUACCAGUCCAAACUGAAAGGGGAACUGACCCCCAAUCCCUAUCCUCCAGAAACCAUAGCAGAUGGUGUCAAAUCCAGCAUUGGCUUAAACACCUGGCCUAUUAUAAGGGACCUCGUGGAUGAUGUCUUCACUGUCACAGAAAAUGAAAUUAAGUAUGCAACCCAGCUGGUGUGGGAGAGGAUGAAACUGCUUAUUGAACCUACAGCUGGUGUUGGAGUGGCUGCUGUGCUGUCUCAGCAUUUUCAAACAGUUUCCUCAGAAGUAAAAAACAUUUGUAUUGUGCUCAGUGGUGGAAAUGUAGACAUAACCUCCCUAACCUGGGUCAAGCAGGCUGAAAGGCCAGCUCCUUAUCAAUCUCUUUCAGUUUAA